This is a messenger RNA of Stylonychia lemnae, 2742 nucleotides long. Lineage: Eukaryota; Ciliophora; Spirotrichea; Sporadotrichida; Oxytrichidae. The record is from the annotation of a GenBank genome assembly.
AUGCUAGUAACUUUUUACAUCCUUACUUUACAAUUUUUUAAUCAAAUUUCUAUUCUAGGUUCAAGUGACUUUGAACUAAACUGGUUUGAUUUUGAAACUAGAAUGAGAAAGCUUGUCUAUGAGCUGCUUCAACCUACCGUUUAAAGAUCUCACGAGGAUAGGGAAAUACUUUAUAACUCCAAAAAGUCUCUCAUGAAUCAUUAAUAACGACUUGAAGAGAUUGAGUAUUCUCUAUUCAAGUCUACUGAAAAAACAACAGUCUUUGACUAGAUAUACAUGAAAAUGGCUGAGAUGGAGCAGGACAGGAAAAGCGAUCAGGCCAAGACCGACCAUCAUCUCGAGGGUUUUAUGAAUAUAAUAAAUGAAGUCAAGUUUCAUACCAAGAAUGUCUGCACUGCUCAAGAUUAGCAGCAAAUCAUAAAUUCAAAGUUCAGAGAGGAAUUAGAUCAUGUAAGCAAGAAUAUUGCUGAGACAAAGGAGACCUUUAUAUCAAGGUCUUAGAAAGACUUCAAUAAGUUGAACAAAAAUCUGGAAUAGUUGAGUAGGAAAGCUAGUCAGAUUCAGGUACACUAAGAUACUCUAGACUUAAUGACAAAUGCUUUUGAGAGUCGGUUGGAUUCUCUGAAGGCUUUACUUGAAUAGUACAAGAGUGAAUAUGAGUAAAUACAAUUUGACAUUUAAAAGUUCAACUCAACGAAGCUAACCUAGAAUGAAUUUGAGGAGAAGUAUCAUCAUAUCAUGGAUAAGUUUGAUCAGGUUAUGAAGUCGCUAGACAUGAAAGAUAAUUAGAUCUCUACCAUAGAAAAUUUCAUUGAGAAGUAUGUCCCUAUCAGAGUCUAGUCACAGAUUUCUGAGAUACUGAAUGAAGUAAUUACUGGCAAGUAAAAGGAGGUGUUGGAAGAGAUAGAAAAGAGAAAGUUUGAUGAGCUGCAUUAGAUUUUGCUGCUCGAUAAUGGAAUGGCUGAUUUGAUUCAGUAGAUUAAGAACAUGAAUGCUGAUCUUGGCUUUAUCGAGGAAGCUUAGAACGAGGAUAGCAUUGAGCAAGAGUUGAAAGUGAUUAAUGAUGAUUAGCAGGAGGAUAAGUCUAACAAGAGUUUUUUCUCCAGACAAGGCCCUGAAAUCUAAAUUGCUCUUCUGAGCCCUCACUCUACUUUAAGUGGCAGUAAGAAGAUUUUGUCUAAACUGCAUGUGGCUUAGAUUCUGUAAAACGAGAGGAGAAGGCAGUCAGCUAUAAAUUUCUUACAAUAAUAGAUUGCUUUCUUGAUUCAGUAAAAUAACUUAAUGAAUGGAGAGGAUGAAAAAAUGUCUUAGAGAACUGAUAACAUUGGGUUUAAUUCAUCUAAAAUAACUGGAGCGACUCAAGAGCAGUUUGAAGAUCUUUAGAAGUAGAUUAGACAGAUAAAAGUUGAGCAUCAAAUUCAAAAUUUACUGAAGAAGAAUACUUAUCAAGCAGAGUAGAUGGGUGAUAAAAUCAAGGAACAGCUAGAUAAGACUUAACUAGAAAUUAAGAAGGAGAUAAAUGAAACCAGAGAGUACGUUAACUAGCUGCAUCAAGACCUUGACAUCCUAAAUAAAAAGAGAAAGGGAGAUGUGCAUAAAAUCCUCAAGCAGGUUGUGGACGAAAAUCUAAGGUCUGAUGAGAUUAAAAAGAUGUUUACCAGGUAUGAAGCAAGUAUUGAGAACUUGGCUAAGGUCGUGUCUUGCAUUGUGGAGUUCAAUUCUCUUAGAAACCUUAGGAAUACAGAAUUUGCUUCUUCUAAUCUGCAGCCAACAAUUUAGAAACCUUUCCCUAGUUCCAUUGUGAUUGAUCAGAACAUUUGCGAUCCUGGACAAAAGAAGGUCAAUUUUAACAUUACAGCUGAUAAGCAAAGACUAAACUCAAAUGAAAAUCUUCCUUAGCCAGAGAGAGACACUUCCUACUUUGAAUUAAAAUAACUACCUAGUACUUCUCAUUAGACCAGCAGAAAUCUCUCCUCUAAUGAUACAGUAGGAUACUUGAACAAGCACAGACUUCAGAAACUGGCACCAGUCAAUAGGUCAAUCAAUCAAAAAAUUAAUGAUAUCAAGAGCUUCUUCGAAGAAUCAGCUACAGUAAGGACAUUUGAUUUCUAGAAAAGAGUAAGGCAUCCAAAUUAGAGGCUUGUCCAUUCCUUCCAUGACACUUAAAGCAAGACUACCUAUGAAGAGAGCUCUACACACACUUACAACUAUCGAAAUAGAAGACUAUCAUAGUAAGAUGUCAAGUAGAUGCUUGAUAUUCUUAUCUAAAAGUGCUAGGAGAUAAUCUUAGCGAAUAACUAUCCCUUUAAAGAGAAGAAUCUAACCACCAGCAAGAUAUUUAAGGAUCUUUAUGAUUAUCAUUUCAUGCAUUUAAACAAAGGAGAAACUUAGUUGCCUAUGUCCUCAGGAGAUGACAAUUCUAAAAUGAUGCAUUUCAAUACAUCCAAUAGCUAUGAUGAGUCACAUAUGAAAUCUAUAUUGAAUAUCUAGGAACUUGCAGGAAACAGUUCUCCAGAUGGAGGGGUUACAACCCAUGCUAGCCAGACAUUUAUGAGCGGGAAGUUCAGUCACAACAAUACAACUAUUAAUAACGCUGGAGGUAACUUUGGUGUCAGAGUGUUUCUAGACACGAAUCAGAGUGGCCUGAAGAAACAAGAAAUGAGAGCUUUAAUUAAAACUAGUGACUAGAGAAGAGACACAAAGAUCUAAGCAGAGUCAACGCUUAAUAGCUAGAGACUUUGA